Pogonomyrmex barbatus (red harvester ant) is the source of this 1301-nucleotide messenger RNA. RefSeq lists its product as uncharacterized. The record is from RefSeq and is a predicted model, not a curated record. Lineage: Eukaryota; Metazoa; Arthropoda; Insecta; Hymenoptera; Formicidae. Gene Ontology annotation, molecular function: chitin binding. Gene Ontology annotation, cellular component: extracellular region.
AAACCUACGUGCGAAAAUUAAAUUCAAUUAGAAGGAGGUAUGGGAGAAAACUGACCGUGAAGUUACAUGAAACAAUGAUAUGAAGUUAUGAAGAUAUUACUUGACAAUGUAGAUCGUAAUGACGCGGUAGUAUUAAUCAUCGCGAAUGAUUGAGCUGGCAGAACUAUCUUUUAUUCUUAACACUGGAAGAUUGCUAAUCAAGAAUUGUAUCGUCAGCCAUUGCAUAACCUGGGAGGAAGAUGGGUCCUUGUUUUGUUACGUGAAUCCUUAAUUGCCAAAAUACAGAUCACCUUCGCUGUCAUAUCUAUUUGAUCAAAGGAUGCGCUGUUUUUGAAUGGUUUUGAAAUAAUUUUGCACGUGUACUUGAACUCAUUUUGAGAAGUAUAUAAAGCCAGAAUUCAUAUUCUUUGAUUCAAUAUAAUUUAAAGUGACUUUGUUGGCUGAAGCUACCAAAUCAGAUCUGACUAUGAUACUCAAGUUAGGAUUCGUUCUAAUAUUCACUCUCGCAAAUUGUGUAGCGCACGAGGGAUAUUCAUAUGUGCGUCCCAUCAAACAAUUGUCUUACAAUCGAGGAUACAACUACGAGAAUCCGUACGAUCAGUGGUCGGAUGAAGGCGGAAUUCCCGGCGUAGCCGGAAAAGAUUAUCCGAUCUUCCGCCAAGUUCCAUGGACGCGAUUCGUGUGCGAUUGGAAAUAUCCGGGCUAUUAUGUCGACCCUGAGGCCGACUGCCAAGCAUAUCACAUCUGCCAACGCGACGGCCGUAAGGACUCGUUUCUUUGUCCGAACGGCACGUUAUUCAAUCAGGAGAGACUGGUUUGCACGUGGUGGUACACCGUGGAUUGCUCUCGCGCGCAAAGUUUCUACUCCAUUAACGAGGCGAUUGCAAAAGCAAUGGAGGAAGCUGAUAGACGCAUAGCUGAAGAAAAACUAUCUCGAGGUUAUCAUCGUGAAUCUAACGUUGAGAAUAAAUCUUGGAAUAAGAACUGGCAGAAUGAACGACAAGAAUGGAACAAAUACAUCACUCCUAUUCAUCGUGAUCAUAAUUUGGAUUCCUCUAAGCAACCUCCUUAUGAAACACCUGCGACAUCGGGACGUCCUCUUUAUGGCACAUCCAAGAUUUCUGUUAAAUCUUGGUCAAAUGCGAAUACACGUUAUGCUAAUUCUUAUCUGUUGGAGCCAAAUUACAAGACUGGUGUCAAAGGCAAGCACAAAACUUCGCAACGUCAACCAACGUUUUACUUACCUUCAAAUUAGCCGAACAGCACGAUGCAUAUCGUUUAUAAUAUCUUGAACAUUUUAU